Molecule: messenger RNA, 2160 nt
Organism: Pyrus x bretschneideri (Chinese white pear)
Lineage: Eukaryota; Viridiplantae; Streptophyta; Magnoliopsida; Rosales; Rosaceae
Exons: 4
Coding region: 25-1815 (596 amino acids)
Source: RefSeq, a predicted model, not a curated record
UUCCUUUCCUUUCUUGAACCACCAAUGGCGGGUGCGCACUGCGCCACCUCCCUUGUCAUCGCACACCCAAUCCACUCCACCGCCAAACCAGUCAAACCAAUCCUCUCAGCCUCCGUUUCCGUACCGUCAAAACCCACCCGACGGAGAAACCAUUUACGCCCCAAAAUCCUCAAAACCCUAACUCGACCCCACCCGCCACCCAAAACCCCUCUCCUUCCCGAACUGCCCCCGACGGAACCUGUAAUUCCCACUGAGUCCCCGGUAACUCCUUCCGAGAACGACUCCAACACCGAACUUAGCUCUGACCGAAGCGACGUCGUUGCCGCAGAAGGCGAUAAAGUUGAAGAACUGAGCGUGUCUGUGGCGACCCCGGAGCAAAAUGGCAUUGUUGGUAAAUUUUCUGCCAAGUCCGUCCUUAAAUUUGGGGCGUAUUUGUUUGGGGCUUAUUUGUUUCAGGCUUUUUUUACCGUUUGGUUGCUGGGAAAUGAUAAUCCUGAUCAGGAAACUGGGAAGUCGAAAACUUUAAGCAAAUCGAAAGGGAAGGCUUUGUAUUCGAAUGUUGAGUCUGAAUUGGGCAAUGUGAUUUAUUUGGACGAGAUACAAUUGGACGAGAGGAUAGAGGAAAUUAGAGCAAUGGCGAGGGAAGCACGAAAGUCGGAGAAAAGGGAGUUGAAGAAGGGAAGUAUUGGUGAUGAAGAUGAUGUUUCUGAUGCAAGGAAUAGAAUAGGUAUCGAAAAAGAGGUCGGAGAGCGGUUGGUUAGGUUGCAGAGGAGUUUGAAUUCUAAAAGGGAGAAGUUGCAGGGUCCAUAUGUGAGUCAUAUGGAAAAGAAUGAGAAUGUAGAAGCUGGGAAUUCUAAAGAGGAGGAUGGGACAUUGCUGUUUAAGAAAAAGGUCAAGUUUAAGGCCGAGGCGAAAAGCAAUCCCAAGGGGUUUGGGGGUUUGGAUGAGCAUGGUGAAUCUAGGAGGAUAAAGAGAGAUCCGGGCGGUGUAGAUACAGUGGCGGGAGAUGCAAGUGUUGGUAGUGAUGGUAAAGAAUUGUUGGAUUCGGAUAAUGAUGAAAACCGGCAAAAGAGUGAUAUUGGACAAGGUGUUUCCAAGACCGUAGAGGACGAACCCAAGUUGUUGCAAAAUGACGGGAAACAUUUGGAGAAAGGAACUCGGAGUAUGGAUAGCGGAAAGGACAUAGGAGCUGGAACUUUUGAGCCACAAAAUGGUACCGUCCAGAAGACAAGACGAGGAAAGUCCUCUGAAGGGGUAAAGUCAAGAAAAUCAAGGGCGUUGGGGAAGAAAAAAUCUCCCUCAAAGAAAGAAAUUCAGGAACCUACCAUAAAAUCUGGUGAUAAUGCUGCAUUGAGUGUAAAUAGCAGUUCAAAAAACAAAGAAGCUGAAAAGGAACCAGUGGCUAACAAAGUCAGUGGCAAUCGAUCAAAGAAUGAUAUUGAUCCGUGGUGGUUGGAUCUUGCUUAUGUUCUGGUUAUUAUGAUCCGUAGAGGUUCUGGUAGUGAGGGGCAAGGCGGACUCUAUACCUUAAAGCUCAGUUCUCAGCACCAAAGCAAGAGUGAUUUUUCCUAUACUGUCGCUUUCGAACACCGCACUGAUGCCAAUAACUUCUGUAUACUGUUGGAAACUUUUUUCGAAGAUCUGGGUGAUUUCAGGGCUGAUAUUGUUCCUUUACCAAACAAAGAACUUCGCAAAGCCAUAAAGUCAGAUAACAUGAAGCUGAUUUUUGUGAAGAGAGGGCAGCUUCAGCUGUAUGCCGGGCAACCUUUUGAAGAAGUUGAGACAGCGUUGCGCUCUCUGGUUGAACAAGAGUGAAGUGCUUAGACUUUUUUCCUCUUUCAGAGUUCUUCUGCCAAUCAGGAUUGCUUUUGGUUUCAGAGUUCUGUCACAUUCCUGAUAUUACGAUGGCUUGGGUCUGCUGAUCUCAAGUGAAGGUCUCCUCGUGGUUUUGGUAACGUGCAAGGGAAGCGUUGAAUGACCCCGUUGUAGGAAAAUAUAGUGAAAGGCAGUUAUAGAGAUUUUCGUAUUUCUGUCUUAUGAUAUUUCUCUUCUUUCAAAUGAAUAGGAAAUAGUUCAAAUGUAGGAAUCCAUGUAUUUGUUCGUACUGAGAGACAAUAUAUUGUGGGAAUAGAGCUUAAAUGAUUUCGAUUUUUGGUGAAA